Messenger RNA from Metopolophium dirhodum (rose-grain aphid), 2187 nucleotides. RefSeq lists its product as uncharacterized. The coding region runs from base 1 to 2187 and encodes 728 amino acids. The transcript has 3 exons. The record is from RefSeq and is a predicted model, not a curated record. Lineage: Eukaryota; Metazoa; Arthropoda; Insecta; Hemiptera; Aphididae.
AUGUUGUAUCCGCUGUUUUUCCCGUACGGCGAGGCCGGUUGGCAUAACGGGAUGUUGCAAGCGGGCAACCGACGAAACAAUGUCCGCAAUCGCAUCAGAGAGUUUGCGUCCUACCGUUUGGCUAUUAGAUAUCAGGGAAAUAACGACCAAAGGCAUGAACUGUUUAGUUUAUUACAUCAAGGUCGGUUCUUGUUGCAGAUGUAUGUGUGCGACCAGUAUGUUCGAAUGGAGUCGAACAAUCUGAACUACAUACGUUUGCACCAGAGGGAUCUCCUCGCCGAAACGUAUCAAGGGCUCAUGGACCAUGUGAACCAACAGCUCCACGUCGAUCCCAUGGCGGUCGGGCGUAGGGUCAUAUUGCCGUCGACGUUCACGGGUAGCGACCGAUUCAACAAGAUGAAUUAUCAAGACGCCAUCACCAUAGUGCGUACCAAAGGGAAACCCGACCUGUUCAUAACGUUUACGUGCAAUCCCAGGUGGCCAGAGAUCACUGAAAACCUGGCUGCCCACAGCACGGCAAGCGACAGGCCGGACCUGGUGGCCAGAGUGUUCAACAGGAAGCUACAGGAGCUAAUAGGUGACAUAACUGUGAAUCGUGUGUUUGGUAAUGUCAGCGCUUACGUGUACACUAUCGAGUUUCAGAAACGUGGUCUGCCCCAUGCGCAUAUACUGAUAAUCCUGGCAGAGGACUGUAAGUUCCACACGGCCGAGGACGUGGACGACGUGGUUUGCGCCUUCUUGCCGGACCCCGCAAUCGACAGGCGCUUACACGACUGCGUCAAGUCUCACAUGAUCCACGGGACGUGUGGAACAGUCAAUCCACAGUGUCCGUGCAUGGUGGACAACAAAUGCUCCAAAGAUUUCCCGAAAGCGUACGCAGAGGAGACAGUGUACGUUGCGGACGGCGGAUAUCCAAAGUACCGCCGACCGGAUGACGGCCGGGUGGUACUUGUGAGAGGUCGUGAGGUUGGUAACGAGUGUGUAGUGCCAUACAACCCUUACCUUCUGGCCAAGUAUGACGCGCACAUCAACGUCGAGAUAUGCACGUCCAUAAAGAGUGUCAUGUAUAUCUACAAGUAUAUAUACAAGGGACACGACCGUGUGACGUUGGAAGUUCAGGACCAGGAUGAGAAUGCCAAUUACGUAAACUCAAGAUAUGUCAGCCCACCAGAAGGCAGCUGGCGGUUGUUUUCGUACAAAUUGCACGGCAAAAGUCACACGGUCGUCAGACUUCCUGUCCACCUGGAGGGUCGUCAGAACGUGUACUUUGCGCCGGGCCAAGCAGAAGAACGGCUACAGAACCAAGCUGUGCGUAGUACGAAACUCACGCAGUUCUUCGCGCUCAACACAACAGACGUGAAUGCUCGACAAUACUUGUACCACGAAAUACCGACGCAUUACACCUGGCAGAUGCCACGUAAUCAAGAAAACGUACUCGUAAGAAAUGUCACCCAAUGGUUGCCGCGGCGGAUUCGGAUGGCAAACGUUACGUUGGCUCGGAUGUACAUAGUAAACCCACUGGACCGGGACCGUUUCCACCUGAGAUUGCUACUUCUGAACCGAAGAGGCCCGAAGUCCUUUCAAGACAUAAGGACGGUGGACGGGGUCGUUCACGAAACAUUCACGGCGGCUGCCGUUGCACUCGGAUUAUUGGAAGACGACCGAGCGUGGCGGGAUUGCUUGACGGAAUCGGCGACGUUGGACACACCGCGGCAGCUGCGGUAUCUGUUCGUCACUAUACUGGUGUUCUGCGAGCCCUCAAACCCGCUGGCGUUGUACGAGGCGAACGAAGCAAACAUGAUGGAGGACUUCAACCGCCGUCUCCAAGACGUCGACCGCGCGAGGGCCGCGUGUCUGGCGGCCAUCGAGGAUCUACUUCGUGUACACAGGAAAUCGCCGGGCGACUACGGUCUGCCCCUCGCCGACCCCCGUCUACUGGAACCGCUGCAGGACGACGCGCUGUUCCGGGCAAUAGACGCGGCGGCACGGUGGGCCCCACAAGUAGUCGCCUUGAACGCCGAACAGCGAACGGUGUACGACCGCGUGAUGGCGGCCGUCGACGACCAACGCGAGGUGGCGAAAACUUUCUUCGUCGACGGACCCGGGGGUACCGGAAAAACGACGCUCGGGAGGUGUUGUGCGUGGCGUUCACCGGUAUCGCCGCGUCGCUCAUGGACGGCGGCAUGA